Messenger RNA from Moneuplotes crassus, 3886 nucleotides. Lineage: Eukaryota; Ciliophora; Spirotrichea; Euplotida; Euplotidae. The record is from the annotation of a GenBank genome assembly.
AUGGAAAAUAAAAGUCAAGCAUCUAAUAAUGAUGUUAAAAUGUGCAAGAUUAAGGAAAUCUUUCAGUUCCUCGAAGGGCCUGACAAGUUCUUCCUGUUCCUUGGCUUUGUUGCAGCCAUCGGAGGAGGUCUUGCCAUGCCUAUGUUUGUGUUCUUCUUUGGAUCUCUUACUGAUUCAUUUAAUCCAGCUACAGGAGGUGAAGACACCUUAAAGGAAAUUACCAAGCUAUCCAAGAUAUUUGUGAUCAUAGGGUCAAUCGUAUGGGUGCUUUCCUUCUUCUUUUUCUCGUUCUGGAGAAUAAUUGCUGAAAAGGUCGGCUACGAGUUCAAGUACAGGUACCUUAAAUCUAUCCUCCAGCAAGAGUCUGCCUGGUAUGACGAGAAGGAUCCUCUUGAGCUCCCCUCAAAGAUUAGUAGUGAGUGAGAUAAGAUAGAAGCAGCCAGUGGGGAGAAGUUUGUCAUGAUUCUCAAUAGCAUGUCCCAAUCCUUAGGAGGAUUUGCAGUUGCGUUUACCAUCGGCUGGAAAUUUACAUUUGCUGCUUUAGGAACAUUCCCAUUUAUCCUUUUUGGGAUUGCCAUCAUGGCAUGUGGAAUCAAAGUGGGCUACGCCAAGUCAGUUGCAGCUUACGCUAAAAGUUCUUCAUAUGCAGAGCAAGCUUUGAAUAAUAUCAAAGUAGUGUCAGCCUUUGGCCAAGAAAAAAGAGAGAUUGAAAACUAUGUCAGCCAUCUUGAUGAAGCUAGGAGGCAAGGAAGAGUUGGUAAAGCAAUCAUGGCCUUCUCAAUGGGUACCUUCAACUUGCUUAUGUAUCUUGCUUAUUCGUUAGGACUCUACUUUGCAGGCCUAUUUGUUCACUAUAAGAUUUAUAACCAUAAUAGAAGCAGAAAUUACACACCUGGAGACGUCUGCUCUGUAUUCUUUGGUGUAAUUAUUGGACUUUUAGCAAUGGGAACUUCAGCUCCAAAUUUUAAAAUCAUUGCUGAAGGGAGAAUAGCAGCUUACAAUGCUCUGCAAGUGAUUGAGAGAGUUCCUCAGAUUCUUAUUGAUGAUCCAAACUCAAAGGAUAUACACGAAAUUUCAUCGGACAUCAAAUUCGAAAAUGUAUCGUUCAAAUAUUCAACCAGAGAAGAAAAAGCUCUUGACAACAUAACCUGCACUAUCGAAAAGGGUAAAACCACUGCCUUUGUUGGGCCCUCCGGCUCCGGAAAAUCCACCAUUGUCAAGCUCCUCGAACGCUUCUACGACCCUGACUCUGGAAUGGUGACUGUCAAUGGCCAAGACCUCAAACAGCUUAACCUUAGGCAGUUCAGACACAAAGUUGGAUAUGUUGGCCAAGAACCUGUUCUGUUCAACGAAAGUAUCAAAGACAACAUGCUUAAUGCAAAGCCAGACGCCACCGAAGACGAGAUCAUUCAUGCUCUCAAGCAGGCCAAUGCCAUGAGCUUCAUCAGCAAGCUGUCUGAAGGCAUCAAGACCAACGCUGGAGCCUCAGGAGGCCAACUCUCAGGCGGUGAGAAGCAGAGGAUUGCACUUGCAAGAGCUUUUCUGAAGCAGCCAGACUUGCUGAUCCUGGAUGAAGCUACCAGUGCACUUGACAGGAAGAAUGAGACUGAAGUGCAGAAGGCUAUUGAAAAUAUCAAUAGAGAAAAGCGCAUCACCACUGUAGUUAUUGCUCAUAGACUAUCCACCAUUCGUAAUGCUGAUAAAAUAGUUGUUAUCGAUAAGGGGCAUAUCAAAGAAGUGGGAACCCACUCUUCUCUGCUAGAGUCUUAUCCUGAAGGAAUUUACGCUGGCUUGGUUAAUAGCCAACAGGAUGCAGACAAUCCUUCGAGCUCAGAAGGUUUAAGUACCAGUAAAGAACAGGCAAUCAAAGGAAAUCAUGCUUUGGAGAAUUUAAGCAAUGACGUCAAUGCUUCAAAAUUAAGAGAGAAGGAGAUCACUGAAAUCGUCGACCAAGAGCAACAACUGUUUGAUGAGCAGAUUCGCACUCUUAGAGAGCAAAGAAAGAAGAAAGGAUUUUUCAAAAGGCUUUGUGUUCAUAACAAGCCAAUCAUAUUUGUUAUCAUUGGAAUCCUAGCCUGCAUGAUUUCAGGAUGUGUCUUUCCUGCAUUUGCAGUCGCAUGGACCAAGAUCUUAUUCAUCAUGAUGAAAAUUGAGGAAGAGUAUGACCAACUCCUUCUUUACUGAGGAGUUCUUCUAUCAGUCGGAGUGGUUGCUCUGAUAGUGGUUACUACUGAGAAAUUCUUUUUCGGGAGUGUUGCAGAGACCAUGUCCAGAAAUAUCAGAGAGGAGACUUAUUCAGCAAUCUUAAAGAAGCAUGUUGGAUGGUUUGACUCACAAGAAAAUACUCCAGGGCAGCUGAAUGCCAUCCUUUCUACUGAAGUCAAUAAUCUCAAUGGAGCUUCGACAGAAGCCUUGGCUAUGAUGAUCCAAGGAUUUACCGGUCUUUUUGUUGGAGUCGCGUUAGCCUUAAUUUAUGAUUGGAAAAUUUCUUUGGUUGCACUUGGAAUUUCGCCCAUUAUGGUACUUUCCGCAGCUGUAAAUACUAGAGUGUCUGAGAAAGGAAUGAGAAGCGGAGCUGGAGGAGAAGCUGAAGUUAACUCAACAGUUUCAGACACAAUUGUCAACUAUAUCACUGUCGCAUCAUUUGCUAAUGAAUCCAUUUUGAUCGAAAAAUACAAAAAGAUUCUUGGUGCAAAAGUAAGACAAAAUUUAAUCAAAAAUUACGUAUCUGGGGCAAUUUUUGGAUUUUCACAAUUUGUCCAAUUUGCAAUGUACGCUGUCUUGUUCUAUUCAGGAGCUCAGUUUGUUGCUAAAUAUAAUGACAAUCCUCAGAAUAUGUUCACUGCAAUCUAUAUAAUGAUGUUCGCUGCUAUUUCAGCUGGGCAAGCCCAGCAGCAGGCCCCUGCUGCUGGCAAGGGUGCUGAUGCUGCACUGAAGAUUUAUAAUAUCAUUGAUGAACCUAGCAUGAUUGAUCCAUUCGAACACAAUCCAAACGAAAUCAUUGCUACAAAAGAGAACAUCAAAGGCUGCAUUGAGUUCAAAGAUGUCUGGUUCAGAUAUCCAACCAGAACUGACAACUGGAUCUUAAAGGGACUCAACAUGACGAUCUCUCCUAACGAGUGUGUGGGACUUGUGGGCCAAUCAGGAGGAGGCAAGUCCACCAUUAUCCAACUGCUCUACAGGUUCUACGACCCUCAGAAGGGUCAAAUUCUGAUUGAUGGACAUGACAUUAAGGAAUACAAUAUCAGAAGUUUGAGAGCACAGUUUGGGUUAGUGCAACAAGAGCCAGUGCUGUUUAAUUAUUCAGUUAGAGAGAACAUUAGCUAUGCAAAACAAACUGCUACAGGUAAAGAAAUCAUUGAUGCAGCUAUUGUUGCUAAUGCUCAUGAUUUCAUCCAAGAUAUCGAUACUUUCCACACAGAUCAUCUGGAAGAGGCUAAAUUUGCUGAUAGUGCUUUGGAGCCACUUAAAGGAGCUAAUUAUGUUUAUGACAGUCAUCAAGAUUUGCCGUCUGGUUAUAGCACUUUAUGUGGAGUCAAAGGUAGCAAAUUCUCAGGUGGCCAAAAACAACGUAUCGCUGUUGCCAGAGCUAUCAUCACUCAGCCUCAACUCUUGAUGCUCGACGAAGCCACUUCAGCCUUAGACGAAGAGUCUCAGAAAAAAGUACAAGAUGCUUUGGACAAUGUGAUGAAAGAAACAACAUCCAUUGUCAUUGCUCACAGACUCACUACUAUCAGGAAGUGAGACAGACUUAUAGUGCUCGACCAAGGAGUCCUAAGCGAGGAAGGAAGUUACGAUGAGCUCAUGAGAGCUGGAGGGCAGUUUGCCCAAAUAAGCUCAGACAUGCAAGCUUAAGACCAUUUGUAAGACAUCUCAUUUUCAAUUA